AUGUAUGGACUUUUAUUGCCACUAGAAUCAGACAAGAAACAACGUCUCAAUAGUCACAAAUGUACGGUCACACUAUACAACACCAAGCCUUGUCUUCCUCACAUACAAGUUCCGACAGAAGGACGCGAGGAGAUAAGUAUAGGACGUAGCAGCAAGAGUGAUGUUCGGAUAAGCGGAGGCGACGUUAGUGGGUUACAUUGUAAGUUGCAGUUCACAAGAUUAAACACUGCUCAAUUGGUGAUUGCCGUAGUAGACACAAGUUCCAAUGGGACAUAUAUCAAUCAGGAAAAACUACAAAAGGGAAUAGCUAAGAUAAUCCGAAGUGGAGAUACCGUAUCCUUUGCCAAAUCUGGAGGUUCGUAUAUCUUAAGAUAUUCCGAUGCUGAUUAUGAAGAUGACGGUAAUAAUACAAGUGAAAAAAAGUUGGUUCCAAUUAAGAAGCAAAGUUUUUUUGAUUUUUACAUUCUUGGAGGUCAAUUGGGGUCGGGACAUUAUGCUGUAGUUAAAGAAGCCAAGGAUCGUCGUUCUGGAGAUUCAGUUGCUGUUAAAAUCUUUCAUGCUAGUAAAACCAACAAAACCACUUCAAAUGAUCACAAUGCCAAAUUACUUCAAGAAAUGGAAUUAUUAUUGGCGGUUCAACAUCCAAAUAUUGUCAAGUUUAUCAAUCAUUUCCAAGAGCCAAUUUCACCUACCAUGUCGACUAGUUAUCUUGUUUUAGAGAAGGUGAAUGGUGGGGAAUUAUUCCAGAGAAUUGUUUCAAAGGGUAAGCUUCGACAAAAUGAGACAAAAGAGCUAUUCAGACAAUUACUUGGCGGGUUGAAUUAUUUACAUUCAAGAAAUAUCAUUCACAGAGACAUAAAACCAGAGAACAUCUUACUAGAUAUUAAAAGAAGAACUACCCCAGAUCAAAUAGCAAAUGGUCCAUGGGAUGAAGAUGAACUUGAUGUUCAAGUGAAAAUAGCAGAUUUUGGGUUAGCUAAAUUCAUUGGAGAACUUAAAUUUACCAAUACUUUAUGUGGUACUCCUGCUUAUGUUGCACCUGAAAUUCUUAGUGACAAGCGAAAUUAUUCCACAAAAGUUGAUACUUGGCUGAGUGGUGUAUUACUUUAUGUUUGUCUCUGUGGGUUCCCUCCAUUUAGUGAAGAAUUGGGACCUCCAACUAUGAAAGAACAAAUUUUAACUGCAAAAUAUGCAUUUUAUUCUCCAUAUUGGGACGAGAUAGACGAUUUGGUUUUAGACCUUAUUCAAAAUCUUUUAAAGGUUGAUCCUGAUAAAAGAUAUGAUUAUUCACAAGCAUUGAAACAUCCAUGGUUUUUCAAUGAUUAUACUACAGAAUCGGAUAAAGAUGAAGACUAUGAUGAAAUUGACAUGGAUAUAGAAAGACCAAAAAUAGAGAAACAGCCAACUACUUUACAGCAAGAAUAUUCGAUGAUUUGA
Molecule: messenger RNA, 1437 nt
Organism: Lizanozyma spartinae
Lineage: Eukaryota; Fungi; Ascomycota; Pichiomycetes; Serinales; Debaryomycetaceae
Gene: DUN1
Product: serine/threonine protein kinase
Exons: 2
Coding region: 1-1437 (478 amino acids)
Biological process (GO): protein phosphorylation; mitotic DNA damage checkpoint signaling
Cellular component (GO): nucleus
Molecular function (GO): ATP binding; protein serine/threonine kinase activity; protein binding
Source: RefSeq, a predicted model, not a curated record